Uncinocarpus reesii 1704 is the source of this 531-nucleotide messenger RNA. RefSeq lists its product as uncharacterized. The record is from RefSeq and is a predicted model, not a curated record. The transcript is spliced from 3 exons. NCBI's taxonomy places the organism in Eukaryota, Fungi, Ascomycota, Eurotiomycetes, Onygenales, Onygenaceae. Gene Ontology annotation, molecular function: protein binding. The coding region runs from base 1 to 531 and encodes 176 amino acids.
AUGGCGGACGAAGAAGGUGCUUCUCCUCGCGAGGUGGUCGUUGAGGCCUGUCGGCGUGACCAGCCCCAUCUUCUGGACGAAGUGACUGAGAAGAAUCUCGCCGAGAAAUCCAAGGAAGAGAUUGCAGAGUUUUUCAACGAAGUCACCGACUCCAUGGGCAAUCACGCUCUUCAUAUUUGUGCAAUGUAUGGCAGCUACGAUGCAAUGGACUGGCUCUUUGAUAUCGAAUUCUUUGAAUGUGACCCGCAGAAUCGAAUUGAGAAAGAUACCCCACUGCAUCUGGCCGUCCGUUAUGCCAAUGAGAAAGAUAUCAAGCUUGGGUUGGCUAUGGUCAAAAUGAUGCUCGAAGCCGGCUGUGACCCUAGAGUCAAAAAUAAAAGUGGUAAAAAGCCCGUUGACUUCACAAUUCCUCAAUACAAAGAGGUCAAGCUUGCUCUGCAAAAGGCGGAGUAUGCUCUUCAGGAAGGAAUCGAGCACAUGCCCGAAGAUGAAGAUUCGGAUGAGGGGACGAGCGGUAGUGACGGUGGGUGA